Messenger RNA from Myotis davidii, 862 nucleotides. RefSeq lists its product as uncharacterized. Bases 77 to 862 code for a protein of 261 amino acids. The transcript has 7 exons. The record is from RefSeq and is a predicted model, not a curated record. NCBI's taxonomy places the organism in Eukaryota, Metazoa, Chordata, Mammalia, Chiroptera, Vespertilionidae.
CAUACGCAAUUCUAGCCAGAGAGAAACAGUUCCCCUCUACUAACCCUCUUUAUUCCUUACAGAGAUAUUUAGAGCUAUGGCAGUUUCCUCAGAGAACUCGAAAGGGGAGUUGAGCCAGUAUAUCUCAAAAGAAGACAUCGAGAAAUUUCUGAUGGCACUCAAAGUUGGAGGUCAGAUGUCAGAAGAUGAUAUCAUAAAAACCCUUAAAUUACUGGAAGUCAAAAUUCUAAAUACUAAGAUGCCUACUACAUUCUGCCGGAAAAUUACAGGUGUCCUUAUCAACUACCUGAGGAGAAUGGAGACAAAGGGAGAACUGGAAAAGGCAUUCACUGCGGUCCUAAUGGCUCUGGGGUCACAUUUUCCAGAAGUGAUCAUUGUCAAGCUAUGGGAAAGACCAAAUACACGCUGUCUGCCCCCAAGGAGCCUCAUGGUUGCAGUGGGGAAGAUCAUCCUUUCCCAAGAUACAGUUUCUUUCGUUGGUUCUAUAUGGAGAUAUAUCCAGCCUCUUCUGAAGUUGGCCCAAGAGGAGAAUGACAUGUUGGCAAUAUGUCAUGUAUUCUAUGGAUUGGUCAUCAGUGCCCAGAAACACCUGGAUUCCUGGGAUGAUAAGGUGACCGGCUUUAGUCAAAGGGAAAUGUCCAUGAAGGCCUACAUCACCUUCCGCAUCUUCCUUAACCGUUGGCCUUUGAAGAGCAAGGACAAGGCACAGGUGACAGAGCAGGUUCUGCAGAUAAUGGGCCACCUUUUCUUCCUUAUGCCACCAUCCAAACUCAAGAACCAAGUGAACCGGUUAACACGAUGGUUAAUGAUUUUGAUGUCCACGAAAGUGACACCUUUCUACAUUUCCCAGAUCCAGCUUUAA